CACGGAGCGGAGCUCGGGGGCCUCUGGCUGGAGCUUCAGUGCUUCCAGCUUCCCCUGGCCCCUCCUGUACCCUCCUGGGGCAGCGAGCCUGCCCGCACCCUGCUCCCUUGGGAAACGGGUGGCGUUAGUGGAGAGUGCUUCAGCGGAGCCUCCAGCACCUCCCUUCCCAGAAACAGCAGUAAGGGGAAUGGCAGGCAGGGCGUGGUGGCAGGAGGAGUCCCCCAGGUGCCUUCACUCCUUUCUACCCACCAGCCUGUGCACGUCCCUCGGAGAGGACUGGGCAGACCUGGAGGCCCUGCUCUUGCGUUUGCAUAGAGGACGUGCUGGGUUAGCCAGUGUAAAAAUCGUAAUUAUUAUUAAAUUUAAACAUGAUGAUAAUACAAGAAGAACACGAAGGCGGGAAGGUGCUGGGCUCUGACCAGCCCCCUCCCACGCUAACCCACCCCACCUCCUGCCCCGGCUGCCCAGGACGUGGCCGACUUCGAGUGGGUGAUGUGGUUCACGUCCUUCCGCAACGUCAUCAUCUUCGCCCUCUCCGGACACGUGCUGUUUGCUAAACUCUGCACGAUGGUUGCCCCCCAGCUCCGCUCCUGGAUGUACGCCGUGUACGGGGCCCUGGCCGUGAUGGGCACAAUGGGGCCUUGGUACCUGCUGCUGCUGCUUGGUCACUGCGUGGGCCUCUAUGUGGCCUCGCUCUUGGGCCAGCCCUGGCUCUGUCUUGGCCUUGGCCUGGCCAGCCUGGCCUCCUUCAAGAUGGACCCUCUCAUCUCUUGGCAGAGCGGGUUUGUAACAGGCACUUUUGAUCUUCAAGAGGUGCUGUUUCACGGGGGCAGCGGCUUCACCGUGCUGCGCUGCACCAGCUUUGCGCUGGAGAGCUGUGCCCACCCCGACCGCCACUACUCCCUGGCUGACCUGCUCAAGUACAACUUCUACCUGCCGUUCUUCUUCUUCGGGCCCAUCAUGACCUUUGAUCGCUUCCACGCCCAGGUAAGCCAGGUGGAGCCGGUCAGACGCCAGGGUGAGCUGUGGCACAUCCGGGCGCAGGCAGGCCUCAGCGUGGCAGCCAUCAUGGCCGUGGACAUCUUUUUUCACUUCUUCUACAUCCUCACCAUCCCCAGUGACCUCAAGUUCGCCAACCGCCUCCCAGACAGUGCGCUUGCUGGCCUCGCCUACUCGAACCUGGUGUAUGACUGGGUGAAGGCGGCCAUCCUCUUCGGCGUCGUCAACACCGUGGCGUGCCUCGACCACCUGGACCCGCCCCAGCCUCCCAAGUGCAUCACCGCCCUCUACGUCUUCGCAGAAACGCACUUUGACCGUGGCAUCAACGACUGGCUUUGCAAGUACGUGUAUGACCACGUUGGUGGGGAGCAUUCCGCCGUGAUCCCGGAGCUGGCGGCCACAGUGGCCACGUUCGCCAUCACCACUCUUUGGCUUGGGCCUUGUGACAUCGUCUACCUGUGGUCAUUCCUUAACUGCUUUGGUCUCAACUUCGAGCUCUGGGUGCAAAAACUGGCGGAGUGGGGUCCCCUAGCACGAAUUGAGGCCUCUCUGUCAGUGCAGAUGUCCCGCAGGGUCCGGGCCCUCUUUGGAGCCUUGAACUUCUGGGCCAUCAUCAUGUACAACCUUGUGAGCCUGAACAGCCUCGAGUUCACAGAGCUGGUUGCCCGGCGCCUGCUACUCACAGGGUUCCCCCAGACCACGCUGGCCGUCCUGUUCGUCACCUACUGUGGUGUUCAGCUGGUGAAGGAGCGUGAGCGAAGCCUGGCGCUGGAGGAGGAGCAGAGGCAGGACAAAGAGAAGCUGGAGUAGGGGGAGGGCAGAAUGACGGGCCCUGCUCAGCUCUCCCUGGCCAGAUGAGGCCUGACCACACAAUAAAUGACUUUUCUACCACA
Messenger RNA from Sapajus apella (tufted capuchin), 1892 nucleotides. RefSeq names its product hedgehog acyltransferase like (gene HHATL). Gene Ontology annotation, cellular component: endoplasmic reticulum. The coding region runs from base 493 to 1809 and encodes 438 amino acids. The transcript has 9 exons. The record is from RefSeq and is a predicted model, not a curated record. Gene Ontology annotation, molecular function: acyltransferase activity. Lineage: Eukaryota; Metazoa; Chordata; Mammalia; Primates; Cebidae. Gene Ontology annotation, biological process: negative regulation of N-terminal protein palmitoylation.